CCGCAAUACCCACUGGACCACAGACAUCAGACCUUUUCCCUGACUAGAUCUACAAGUGAAUAGGUAAGUACUGGUUAUGAACCCCCUCCCCUUCGUGGUAUCCAAUUGCGAAACUGUGAUAAUCAUUAGGCAAGACUAUCACGCACAAAACACGCCUAGCUACCGAGACACCAGCCCAAAUAUAUGUAGGCCCCCAACCCCAACGGGAUAUCUAGAUACGAUACACGCAGUAAUCAAACCUCCCUGCCACAGCCCCAAACGCCAAGGAACAGCAACACACACACCCAAAAAAAAGUCAUGGAAUGAGGUAACAGUUCAGUUCAGUUCGAUUCGCUUCGAUUCAAUCAAGUCAGGUUCGCGCUGACGAGCUAAAGCGGAGAAGCGCAAGCCGGUCUCCAGUCCAGCACGACCUGCGGCGGGGAAUGUACUGUAGGUGUAGUCCUAGUAUUGCAGGUCGACAU
Molecule: messenger RNA, 461 nt
Organism: Aspergillus uvarum CBS 121591
Lineage: Eukaryota; Fungi; Ascomycota; Eurotiomycetes; Eurotiales; Aspergillaceae
Exons: 1
Coding region: 77-364 (95 amino acids)
Source: RefSeq, a predicted model, not a curated record